Messenger RNA from Cheilinus undulatus (humphead wrasse), 3823 nucleotides. It is a transcript of the gene retreg3, whose product is annotated as reticulophagy regulator family member 3. The record is from RefSeq and is a predicted model, not a curated record. Lineage: Eukaryota; Metazoa; Chordata; Actinopteri; Labriformes; Labridae. The transcript has 10 exons. Gene Ontology annotation, biological process: reticulophagy. The coding region runs from base 117 to 1610 and encodes 497 amino acids.
UGUGAUUGGACAGCUGACAGAAAAACAGGUUACGCCAUAUUGUCAGCUUCCGAAGACAGCGCUAAAUUCUUUACAAAAUGAAAAAAUAGCUUUCGUGACCGACUGUAGACGCAAAUAUGGACCACACUGGGGCAAUGGAAGGCGCACCCACGAAAGACAGCUCUGCUAAUCAGGGGUCUGGUGUUUGCCUGAGAAGUCGACCAUGCUCCUUCGAGAGAGACGGUCAGGUGCGGGCUGUCAAAGCUGCUCUCCAGUCCAGGUUGGGGCCCUAUGAGCCAGUCCUGACCUAUCUACAGUCCGUCCUGCUAUGGGAAAGACCAUUUCAAAGUGUGCUCCUCUACAUUGUGGUCAAUGUUGUUUUCUGGUUUUUUGCCCUGACCUCACUGCGCCUGCUCUUCCUGCUGGCGUCCGGCUUGGCUGUUGCGGUCUGUGUUGAUACCUGGAGGAAUAAGAUCUGGCCAGUGAUUAAAGUCAAAAGUCAAGAUGAAUCAGAAAAUGAGAGCUGGGGUCUGGUGCAGCCUGGCAUCCUCAGCGUGCCUGAACUGUGUCACCAUAUCGCUGAGGCCUGGGUCAGUGCAGCAGUGCUCACAUCCACCAUGGUGCAAUACAAACGACAGAAUCCUGGAAAGUUCUGCAUCAUGACCUGUGGAGUGUUUACCUGUCUGGCUGUGGUUGGACGCUAUAUUCCAGGACUGGUGCUUUCCUACUCUGCUGUGUUGGCGACUCUGCUGGCCCCUCUCGGAGCCUAUCAUAGGAUCUUUCAGCAUGUAUGUGUGAAGCUGGAGCCAGCCCUGCAGCGGCUGGACUUCAGUGUUCGUGGAUACAUGAUGUCAAAGCCUAUUGAUAACCAGUUUCUGCGGAAGCCAAUACAUGGUGCAGCCUCAGGUGAAGCCAGUGACAGUGAGGAGGAGCUGGCUGCUUUCUGCCCAACAUUUGAUGAUGCUGUUGUUGCGAAGGAGCUUGCACUGACUGACUCUGAGCACUCAGACGCUGAAGUGUCCUACACUGAUAAUGGAACGUUUAAUCUGUCGCGUGGCCAGACUCCGCUCACAGAGGGAUCUGAGGAUCUUGACAGACACAGCGACGCAGAAGAAUCCUUCGCUCAGGACCUCCCAGACUUCCCCUCUAUAAACCCUGACGCCACUCUGAUGGAUGACGAUGAUGACACAAGCAUCGGUCUGCCUAGUCUGGGUCCAUCUGGGCUAGCUAGUCACCGGGCCUCAGUGCUGGAUGUAGAUGCUCAUCUGGACUCAGACCAGGAGGAUCUUGAUGCAGAACUGUCUCUCAGUGGCCUGCCACCUGCUUCAGAUUUUUCUGGAGACCUUGCAGGAGUCAUCGCCAGUAACAUGAUUCAGGCAGCGCUGGCUGGGGCAAUGCAACCUCGGCGCCCUGCCCACCGCAGAGAAGGCCCUCCUAGGGCCGGAGCCCACCGAAGCUAUCGCAAGCAGUCGAGCUCAGAACUGGACACGGACUUGGAUGUAGAGGACUUUGAAAUGCUGGAUCAGUCUGAACUGAACCAGAUGGAUCCUCUUGGAGGAGGAGGGGGCAGUAGACGGGGAGAGAGCCAGGGGUCUAACUUUUUGUCUAGCUUGCUGGGUAAACCACAGUGAGGUGUGCGUGUGUGAACAUGUUGGUAAGCUAUGAGUGUGUGCUGUGGGAGAUGAUUUAAGUUCCAGCGUCCCUGUUCCUGAUUGGCCUCAGUUUAUCACUGUGAAGUUCUUUAAUUUUUAUAUUUUCUCCAGGACUUUAAAAACCAGAUCAUCCAGAAAACUUUACUUUGUAGGCUGAGCAAUAGGAAAUGCAACCACAGGAGUAAAAAAUCCACACAUGAAAGAAACCAGCAUUAUUGAGCCUCGCAAGUCACACGGGUGACUGUUAGAUAAAGAACUUCAGUGCCCACACUAUCUUUGGCACUAUCAGUGCCCCCAUCUUUUCUACAUGGAGGUCUACAUGUACAGGGCUAUUUAACAUGGGACCAAAUCUGACAUUCCUGUUGGUGGAGCUGAGCCAUGCAGCUGUGAAAAUAACAUAAUGAAACAGAACUUUGGGAUAUUUUUCCAUAACAUUUUAACACAGCAGCUCAUGUUGCUGUUGAUGUUUCUGCUCUGCUGUCCCUUCAAGGUGGCUGUGAUCUGUUAGAUGAAUCAUUUAUUGUUAGGGAUGCAUCGAUACCACGGUUUUCCAGACUCAGUCUGAUCACUUACAUUUGGGUUCUCAGAGAACAAAUAAUCGUACUUAAUAAUACCAUAAUCGUUCUUGAAAUUAUUUUUAAAUCAGUUUAUUUUCAUCAGGUGUUCUUCCUUUCUCUAGACAAUUUAGUAGUGCAUAAUUUUCAUUCUCCUCUACUUUUCUCCAUCCAUUAUUCCAUUUUCUUCCGCUUAUCCGAGUCGCAGUGGCAGCAGGCUAAGCAAAUAGGCCUAGACAUCCCUCUCCCCUGCAACCUUUUCCAGCUCUUCCUAGGGGAUUCUGAGGCAUUCCCAGGUCAGAUGAGAUAUAAAGUCCCUCCAGUGAUUCCUGUGUCUACCCUGAAGUCUCCUCCCAGUUGGAUGUGUCUGAAGACCUCUACUUCCACUUUCUUACCUACUUUUUCAUCCAAAAUGCAAAUAUAGCCCCAACUUUAAUGACCUACUCACACAAUGAGAGGUUAAGGUCAUGCUUUGAAAUGCUACACAGUUAUGAGAGUACUAAGUUUGGUGUCCGCACCAAUAUCAAAUACUGGUACUGGUGUCAGUGCAUCCCUAUUUAUUGUUAGGGGUUAACAGAAAUUAUGAUUUUGUUAUCCAGUGCUGUGGAUUUGGACAGCCUUCUGUGAUAGAGGUGAAAAAGGUUUGAACAUUUCUCAAGCUGUUUUCCUUGCUUUUCCUUCAUAUGGAGAUAUUUUCAGGAGUUCUGUUUUCAUUGAAGAAUGUCACAUUACAGUCUUAAGAUACUUGGAGGAACACAUGAUGUUACUUGUUUGUUGUAUUUAUAAACUUGUGCCCCUGAGUGAGAUUUUCUUUUUUCUUUCCAUAUGAACAUGCUCAGAUUAUUUUUCAUUUUUCUGCCCUUUAACUACAGAUCUAAAGCAUAUUGUGGCCAUGUUUAAUUCCUUGGAUUAGCCCACAGCUGUGUUUUUUAAAUUAUUAUUUUUAAAAUUAUAUUUCCACAGAUAUCUCUCUGUCCUUUACUAGCUUUGUAUUUAAUGUCAUCAACAGUCAUGCUGAACUUUUUAGGAGAAAAAAUAAAUAUUCCUCAAUCAUAAACUAUUGCUAUUUUGAUGGGGGAAUAUGUUUACAUGAAACGGGGUAAAGAAAGUUCUCCUAGUAUCUUUUAUUAGUGUUUGUAUGUAAAGGUUUAAGAUGGCUUUUGUGUGCAGAUCAGUCUGACCUCCUUUAGAUGGACAAACCAUGUCAGUAUGGCAAACAUAACAGUGGAAAUGGCACUUAUAAAAGCUACAGUUUGGAUUAGAUGAAGUAGCUGUUUCAAAAAGUAAAAAAAUGCUGGGGUUAAAUUAUGGCUCAUUGUUGUAUAUUUAGAUUAAAUCACAGCUGCAAAGAUUUAGAGCAGGAAAAAAUGCUGUAUCCUCAUUUUUAGAGAUGAAGUAGAAAAAAAACAUGCACUGUUAGGAAAUUGCUGGGAUUUGAAAGUCUCUGUUGAGAUUUGGUUUUGUCUCAUCAGUUAACCAGAAUGUUGCUCAUUGCUGCACCAUGAAGAGCCAGUUCCUCAUUAAGAGUGAUCUGUGGUCAGUUUGAUCAUGUAAUGUGCAUAGUUGUGUUUUUUUUCCUCUCUGUACCUGGUUUUUGAUAUGUUUUGACGUGUAUUGAAUAAAAAUGUUUGCAAAUAA